Aspergillus luchuensis is the source of this 435-nucleotide messenger RNA. RefSeq lists its product as uncharacterized. The transcript has a single exon. The coding region runs from base 1 to 435 and encodes 144 amino acids. The record is from RefSeq and is a predicted model, not a curated record. Lineage: Eukaryota; Fungi; Ascomycota; Eurotiomycetes; Eurotiales; Aspergillaceae.
AUGCAGAGAUCCGAGGAGAAGACUGCGAGUCAAGGCAACGCUGACUUUCUGCUUGACACUGUUGGCGGACAACUUGGGCGGAGGUCGGAGCAGAAGACGGCUAGUAAAGACAACGCUGAUUUCUUGUUCGAUCUUGGGGACAAGACAGAUAGUGAGGAUGAGGGUGAUGGCCAGAACUCACGUGUCAUACAUAGAUACCAUGGGAAACGAAGCCUUGAGCAGAGAUCAGAGGCAGGGACAGCUACCCUCAGCAAUGAGGACCUUAUGUACAGUGCUACUGGCGAUGAGGGGUUUCCCAAUCUCCGCGCCCUCUGGAGAGGUGGCAAAACGGAGAGAUCAGAGGAGACAGCAAGCAAAGACAACGCUGACUUUUGGGGGCCCGGUGGUGGAUAUGGUGGAUAUGGCGAUUCCAACAAGGGGGCUACUAUUAGAUAG